AUGGCGGCGCUGGUGUCAUCCUGGCUGGAGCGCUUUGCUCAUGCGCUGGAGGGCGGAGAAGAAGAGGUGGUGCAAGUCUUUGGGGCGGAGUGCUACUGGCGCGACAUCGUCGCCUUCACGUGGAACAUCAAAACCAUGGAAGGCCACGAGGCCAUUCGUGACAUGGUCCGGGGCAGCGCGCCCCGAGCGCAGAACUGGGCGCUGAAGGGAGAGCCGAAGGAGGACUCUGAUGGCCGAAUCGAAGCGUGGCUCACCUUCGAGACGGAGCAGUUGAAUUGCGUGGGCCACGUCCGGCUGAACGAAGACGGCACCUCCUGGACUUUGACCACGAUCGGAGACGAGCUGAAGGGCUACCCCGAGCCCUGUGGGCCCAAGCGCUCCGAGGGUCGGCCCUACGGCUCCCUGCGGAACCGCGUGCCCAUCAGCAGGCAAGCGGAAGAGGCGAAGGCGGCACUGGGAGCCAAAGAGCAACCGUUUGUGGUCAUAGUGGGUGGCAGCCAGUGUGGCUUAGCCCUGGCGGCGCGCUUGCAACGCCUCAACGUGCCGAACAUCGUGCUGGACAGCAACCCUCAGCCCGGCGACAGCUGGCGGAAUCGCUAUGACUGCCUUCACUUGCACGAUCCAGUUUUUGCCAAUCACCUGCCACACCUGCCAAUGCCUGACCACUGGCCUUUGUGGCCACACAAAGACCAGAUGGCGGAUUGGUUGGACAUUUAUGCACGGGUGAUGGAGGUGAACUUCUGGGGUCGUUCCACGUGUUUGUCCUCCACCUGGGACGCCACGCAGAAACACUGGACCGUGAAGGUGGACCGAAAUGGAGAGGAAGUGACUUUGAGACCGAAGCAUUUGGUGCUGGCCACGGGGCUCUACGGCAGCCCCUACAUCCCGAAUCUCAGCGGCCAAGACACCUUCCCUGGUGACGUCCUUCACUCCUCAGUGUUUGUGAACGGGAAGAAAUAUCAAGGGAAGAAGGCGGUGGUGGUGGGCUCCAACACCUCGGCGCACGACAUCGCCGAAGACCUCUGGGAGUGUGGCGCAGAGGUGACCAUGGUCCAACGUAGUCCGACCAUGAUCAUCCACAUCGACACGCAGCUGAAGACGGUCUUCGGCCUUCACGAUGACGAGGCCAAGGCCAAAGGCAUCACCACCGAGGAGGGCGACUUGAUCUCCACGACCUAUCCCUUCAAAGUGGUCACGGAGCUUCAGAAGAAGCGCUGCCAAGAGAUUCGCGAGACGGAUGCCGACUACUACAAGAAACUGGAAGCUGCAGGCUUCCGGCUGGACUUCGGCGAGGAUGAGACGGCCAACAUCAUGAUGUUCCUCCGCCGCGGCGCUGGCUACUACUUCGACACCGGCGCCUCCGAUUUGAUCAUCCGGAAGGAGGUGAAGCUGCAGCAGGGCGACGUGAAAGGCUUCACUCCCGGUGGCCGCGUGCUGCUGGGCGACGGCACGGAGCUGGAGGCGGACGUCGUGGUGCUGGGCACCGGCUACCGACCCUUGAACGACACGGUCUCCAGGUUCCUGGGGAAGGAUGUCACCGAAAAGCUGGGCCGCGUCUGGGGCUUGGGCAGCGGCUUCGAGGGCGAUCCUGGCCCUUGGGAGGGCGAGCUGCGCAACAUGUGGAAGCCCACGGCGGUGGAGCAUCUCUGGGUGCAGGGUGGAAACCUGGGCUUCUCCAGGAACUAUUCCAAAUAUUUGGCACUUCAACUGCAAGCACGCUUCUUGGGCCUCCCCACUCCGGUCUACGGCGCCCCUAGCGCGGCUAUCGCCGGCACGUCCGGUCGAGGGCUGAACCGCGGUGGCUCGUGA
This is a messenger RNA of Durusdinium trenchii, 1809 nucleotides long. The record is from the annotation of a GenBank genome assembly. Lineage: Eukaryota; Dinophyceae; Suessiales; Symbiodiniaceae.